AUGCUCGUUCUCCCCCUCUUAUCCGUCACUUUUGUUGCCGUUGCUUCAGCCCACACCGCUCACGACUCUCAUGCCCGCCGUUCCCGUCAAGCUCAAGCAGCAAGGUUCCGCCAACGAGCUGAUGCACAUGCCAGAGAUGAGGGUUUUAGUCUGCCGUCACUCCCAGGCAACCCGUUCGCAACGCCCUCUGAAUCUGCGGGCCCUUCGGGUAGUGACGCUGGCUCGUCGGUGUCGAUAAGCUUGCCGGGCGCAACGUCAACCAAGUUGGAACCCAGCGGCAGUGCUUCUGAGCCUGCCUCAGUCUCCUCGACACCCGUCAGCGAUUCUGCGUCUGCUUCAAUCACGCAGCCACCACAACAAUCCAGCGAGCCAGUGUCCAGCGAACCGGUAUCCAGUCAACCCGCUGCCUCUAACACGGACAUCUUCAGCGCCCUGUCUAGUCUUUUGUCGAGUGUCUUGUCGCCUCCUCCCUCCGAGAGCGCCAUCUUCAGCUCAACGGCCAUCUUUAGCGCCAGCCAGACUAUUACAGACCCUCCGCCAAGUGCCUCAGGGUCUGCUUCAGCGUCGGACCCUGGACUGAGUAUACCGCUUUCGAUCCCAAGCAGUAUACCUCUUUCCAUUUCGACCACGGAUGUCAGUUCUGCUCCCGUCAGCGUCAGUUCUACUCCCGUCUCUGUCUCCCAGUCGGACAACUUCCCUCCCAGCUCCUCUAUCCCUGGAGGACCGAGCAGUUCAGUACCCGACAAUGGUGGACCAAGUAGCUCCAUUCCUGACAACGGCGGUCCUAGCUCGAGUGUUGUUAUAAGCAGCUCCAGCGCAGUUGAAUUCCCCAACGGACCAAGCAGCUCUGUUUCUGUAUCCGUCUCGACGAGUACUACCGUCAGUGUCUCAGUGUCGACCACCACCACUGUGUCGGUUCAGUCUGACCUGACCUUCAUCCUCACCGAGUCUUCGCUGGCGCUUGCGUCUGUGGCUACUACAACGAGUCUUUCGCUGUCUAACCCUGAUGCUCCUACCACGACAAUCUCCUUUACGGCAUCGGCUCAGACAGCCUUGACAACUGCCCCGCUUCCCAGUGGUCUCCCAUCGCGUAUUUACCCUCCAAAUGGGCCGCCCCAGAACCCAGGAGUCGGUAACUACUCGUUCAUCAGCUUGCUUUUCGACAACUUCUUGGGUUGGGAGUUUGUUUGCACCAACAGCAUCUCCAGCACACAAAUUUUCGCAAUGAUGCCUGUCAUUUUGGCCACCUCUCUUGGGAUUCCUACUACCGAUGUUCACACAUUUGCGUUGCAAGUCCGGGUUCCAGAAUCGUACCAAGGCUCGGCGGAUGCAGACCAAUUGCAAACCAUCUUCCUUGCAUAUAUCCCGACAGAUUCCCUCGACAAUCUUGCUCUUCAGCUGAAGUCGCGCAACUCGUUGUUCUACACCGGUCUUCCUGGAAAUGCUGUCGCCACUCAACUGGCUCAGCAUAUCGUUUCUGCCUUUGCUCUCAACUCCGUGGCCGAUCCUGAUACAACUACCAAGAAGAAUGGAGCCAGUGCUAAUCACCUAAAUGGCGCGGUGUCUCAGAGCAAAACACGACAAGAUGCGAUUAUUGGUGUUGUUUCGACUUUGGGUGCCAUUGCAGUACUAGUACUCGUCUUCCUCGCCUACCGCGCCUUCAAACGGCGUGCGGAGCUUGCUCAUCAUCGACUGUCAGACCCACCAGAUGUCGCAGGAAUUCCUCCUACAGGUCGUGAUUUCGACCAAGACAGCGUUGGUGGUCAACGGAGACGCAGCUUCUACUUCGCGGAAGAUUCCUUGCGCGGCUUUGGAGGUGAUCGUCAAGAUGAUAUGGCUUACGACAGUCGUGGCGCUGGAAUGACGCAACGGAGGAAUGUUAUGCCUGCAGCGAUUUCGGCACCGAUACUGCAACAAAGCAGCAUGAACUGGUGA
Messenger RNA from Mycena indigotica, 1935 nucleotides. RefSeq lists its product as uncharacterized. NCBI's taxonomy places the organism in Eukaryota, Fungi, Basidiomycota, Agaricomycetes, Agaricales, Mycenaceae. Gene Ontology annotation, biological process: hyperosmotic response; establishment of cell polarity; signal transduction involved in filamentous growth. The transcript is spliced from 3 exons. Gene Ontology annotation, molecular function: osmosensor activity. Gene Ontology annotation, cellular component: extracellular region; site of polarized growth; cell surface. The record is from RefSeq and is a predicted model, not a curated record. The coding region runs from base 1 to 1935 and encodes 644 amino acids.